Pseudo-nitzschia multistriata is the source of this 2513-nucleotide messenger RNA. The record is from the annotation of a GenBank genome assembly. Lineage: Eukaryota; Bacillariophyta; Bacillariophyceae; Bacillariales; Bacillariaceae.
GGGUCGAACGUUCUUCCCUUUCCGUUGCGUCUGUUCCUGAAGAAGAAGAACAACAACAAGAACAACAACAAACCAUUCGACCAUUCGAAAGAAAGAACGAUCGAUCAAUCCAAUCCACACAACAAAGCAAACCGCAUGUGGCUCUCGACAGAGGCUCCAAAGGAACAACACAACCAUUCCAAACGCAACGAAAGCAACAAAGAGAUACACAAAACAAUGGCAACUAUAACGACAAACCGGGCUCCGACGAAGCCAAACGCCGGUGGGAAACGCAAUGCCAACCCUUCACUCCUAUUUCCCACUUUCUUCCUAGUACUGACGCUCUUGGUGCGCGACAGAAGUUUCGGUGGUUUGGGUGUCGUCGGGGCAGCGGGGCAGCAACGGCAACAGCAGCAGCAGAAACCGCCCAAGCAGCUACCCCACAUCGUGAUGAUUGUUCUGGACGAUCUCGGAUCCCACGAUCUGGGCCUGCACGGAACCGGAAUCCACACACCGAACAUCGAUGGCUUUGUGGCGGAGGCAAGGAACCGCAAUGUCGGCGAAAGCUACGGCGGCGAAAGCUACGGCGGCGACGGCGACGGCGACGAAAGACCCACCGGCAUUUACCUGGAGCAGUACUACGUGCUGCCCUACUGCAGCCCCACCCGCGCGGCCCUUCUCAGCGGCAUGUAUCCACUCCGCACCGGGGUCCACAACGUCAUCAUCCCCAAGUCGACCGCCGGGCUGCCCCUGGACGUCGAAACCCUUCCGGAGAUGCUCAAGAGGGCGGGGACCAAAAGAGCGGGAACGGCGGGGAACAACCACGACGACGACGACGACGACGACGACGAAACGACCUACAGAACCCACGCCGUCGGAAAGUGGCACCUCGGCCACUCGGCCUGGGAACAAACCCCGACCUUUCGCGGGUUCGAUUCCUUUUUCGGGUUUUACAUGGGCGGGCAGGACUAUUUUACCCACGAAUCGGACGCGUCGAACGGGGUGGGCGGGGUGGACCUGCACCGCGACGCGAGACCGCGCUGCGGGGAGGGCUGCAGCCGAGUGGUGGGAAGCGAGCGGGGGAACUACUCGACCCACGUCUUUACGAGGGAGGCCAUUGCCGUGGUGGAAGACCACGCAGCGGAGGCCGCCGCCACCAACGCCACGGCUCCGCCCCUUUUUUUGUACCUGGCCUACCAGGCCGUCCACUGCCCGAACGAGGUCCCGAAGGAGUACGUGGACCGGUACAAGGCCCGCACAAACUGGACCGACCAGCGAAAGAACUACGCGGGCAUGCUGACGGCGGCCGACGAGGGGAUCGGCAACCUCACGGCCUCCCUGAAAGACCACGGCCUGUGGGAGAACACCCUGGUGGUCGUCACCACCGACAACGGGGGGCCCACCACCGUCGGGUGCGUCCAGGGCUCCUCCAAUUUUCCCAAGCGGGGGGGAAAGUGCUCCCUGUGGGAGGGGGGGACCACCGGAGACGCCCUGGUGGGGGGACCUGCCCUAGAGGGGCUGUUGCUGCAGCAGCAACAACAACAGCAACAGCAACAAACUACCGGGGAGAAACGGAGUGCACGAGACAAGCGGAACCACCGGGACGGAGCCGGCGGUGCUACCGAAAAUGCUGCCGCAAGCAGCAACACCGGCGGAGGACGGAGGCGGUACAACAACCUCUUCCACGUCGUGGACUGGUUCCCAACCCUCGCGGAAUGGGUGGGAGUGGUGCCGAGAAACCAGUCCGUCCAGGACGGGGUCUCCCAGGCCACCGCGCUGCUGUCGGCCCUUCCCGGUGGUUCGAGAGGCCUUCCUCCGCCCCCCCGCACCGAGCUCUUUGGCGGGUACGCCAUGUGCGUGGAUCACGACCCGGGCAGGGGGACCCCCGACUGGUACGGACCGGCGAUCCGGCACAGAAACUGGAAGCUCGUCUACGGAUCCACGGCGGGGCCCGAUGCCAGCAACAAGUUCCCGGAGGGUUCCGAUUCCAUAGUUCCGCCCGGGGAGGACCAUCACAGCGACGGCGACAACAAGAACAACCACCCACACGGAAACACCACGCGGUUGCCGCGAGAGGCACGGUACCUUCUGUUCGAUCUGGCCACCGAUCCGGGCGAAACUAGCGACCUGGCAGGAAAAUACCCGGAGGUCCUUCGCGACAUGGUGGAAAAACUGAGGCUCUACCGCAAGUCCUUUGUCUACCCCCAGAUCAACGACGAUUCGGGAUGCCCAUUUCCGGGGCUGGUCAACACAUCGGAUGCCGGGCCGGCGUGGUAUGUCAAACAAGACGAGCUUUUUAAUUGUUGAAUUCGAGUUUGCCAAAGUGCAACGAAAUGCAGUGCGCUUUGGCAUCGUCUUUGUGUUUUCGGUCCGUGUACCUCUUCUUGUGCUCGAGCUUGUUUGUUCGACUCACCGUCAUUGUUAUUGCUUGCAUCCGACAACUACUAAUACUAUAGGAUUCCGUGGUGCAAGGAUCUACAGGAGACCAUACUCGCAUUGCAAUAAGCAAAACGCAAUAAACAAAAGAAACGAAG